Messenger RNA from Pristis pectinata (smalltooth sawfish), 2730 nucleotides. RefSeq names its product olfactomedin-4-like. NCBI's taxonomy places the organism in Eukaryota, Metazoa, Chordata, Chondrichthyes, Rhinopristiformes, Pristidae. Gene Ontology annotation, biological process: signal transduction. The transcript has 5 exons. The record is from RefSeq and is a predicted model, not a curated record. Bases 57 to 1451 code for a protein of 464 amino acids.
UGGCACUUUGUGUAUAAAUAAAUAUUUCCCGCGCAGGCUGCCGAGGAGAUCUCAGGAUGACUGUCAUUUAUCUGAUGAUUGCUUCGCUCCUUGUGCCUAACGUAGUCUCGCCUUCUGCUGACACAGAAAGGCAAAACCACCAGGUUCAUGGAGUGCUCAAGAACGGGAAUCAAUGUGUCUGCAAAGUGCACUUUGCUGAUUGGGAGUUUCCAGUCGAAAGAUUUAUGGAGCUGCAAGACCUUUCACAGAACUGUUCCAACUCUCUGCAAGAGAGGUCAUCAGAGAUAAUACUUAUCGAGUCAGAGAUCCAAGGGCUCCUUGAAGAAUUACAGAAUGAGACUGCUCGACUUAGUCAGUUUGACGCAAUGCAGAAAAAGAAGCUGUAUCACCCACUCAACUUCUGGCCCCUUCGCUGGGAAUUGAAGCAGCUCCGGUCAGAAAUUGCAAAGGUGCAGAAGGUUCCUUCACCAAACACUAAGGCACUUCAAAAGAUCUCUUCUGAGCUGGAUGAUUCCUAUCUCAAUGUGCUAACCCUGCAGCAGUAUGACAAACAGAACUUACUGAACAUGAAAGACCUCUUGAAGAAAAUGAAGAACCGACUGGAGAGCUCUUCUGUUUAUGGCAAAUUAAAAAUUGGUAAUUGUACUGGAGGAAUUUUACGCAAUGUCAGCAGGCCUUUAAUAGCACAAAUCAACCCCUAUGGUUCAUCAUACCCUUACGGAGCCUGGGGCAUGGAUUCAAUGUCUGGAAGCCCGGAAUUGUACUGGGUUGUGGCACUAAUGUCUUCCAAUAUUUAUGGAAAUUCAAUACGAACUUACUCUUCUUACAAAAACUUCCUCAUGUUAAACAGUCAUGUAGAUUUUACGGUGAGAUCAUCAUACACAACACCUAAUUCAAUCCAGGGCCCUGGUGUUGUGGUUUAUAAUAGGUCUUUGUAUUAUAACUGUUAUAAAUCUGGAGAAAUGUGCAAAUUUGACUUAAUCACAAAGGAUAUAAUUCAUGUGAACCUUCCUAAUGCUGGCCAUUCAAACAAAUUCCCUUACUGUUAUUAUAAUUGUUAUGGUUACACAGACAUGGAUUUCUCAGUGGAUGAAAAUGGGAUCUGGGUUAUUUAUGCCACUGAAGAGAAUUAUGGUAAUAUUGUACUGAGUAAAAUAAACAGCAAUACUUUAGCUGUGUUGCAGACCUGGAAAACCAAGCUCUUUAAGAAAGCAGCAACCAAUGCCUUUAUGGUCUGUGGUGUGCUUUAUGCCACACGAUAUGUCAGUGAAAGUGAAGAGGAGAUAUUUUACAUGUUUGAUACCAUCACUAAUCAAGAGGCCAAAAAUCUCAACAUCCGCCUUGUCAAAUACUCUCCAAAUGUGGCAAGUCUUCACUACAACCCAGUAGAUAGGAAGCUCUAUCUUUUUAAUGAUGCCUACAUGAUAGCCUACAAUAUCUUGUUUUCCUAACAAAUGGAGGUUAAUUAUUUUAUUGCAGCAUAUUUACUAAAACAAAGGUUUUAUGCAAUUAAAAUAUAUUUACUACAACUUCACUUAACAAUUUCAGAAUGCCCUAGGUCAACUGAAAGUUCAAAUAAUGGUUUGUUAAAAACCAAAAGCCAGAAUCUUGAAGAGGCAAUCAUGUUAAAACUUAAUAUUAAAAACAGAAAAUGCCCUUUAUACUCAACAGGUCAAGGAGCAUCUAUGGAGAGAAAAACAUUACUGACUUUUCACGUCGAUGACCUUUCAUCAGAUUCAGUUAAUUCUGCUUCUGUCUGGAUAGAUGCUGCCUGACCUCCUGAGUAUUUAUAUCAUUUGGUUUUAGUUCAGAUUUCUCGCUUCUACUUUUUUUGAUUUGCUUUUUCAUUACUGUUAAGACCAUUUGCUCUGUAUAGUGUGCACAACCGUAGUAAAAGUGAGAAAAGAAGAAAAUCAGGACCUUUAAACUGAUGACUUCACCUUUGGAUUUAAUGCAUUCUCCAGCUUUUACAGCGGCGAGGGAUUCUGAAAAAAAUUGCACUUAUACAGUGCCUUUCAAUGCCUCAAGACACAUGGUUAAUGAAAUAAUUUUGGAAUGUACUCACUGUUGCAAUGCAGCAGAGAGUGCAGUAUUCCUUUACAUUUAUACUCAAGUGUUAAAAGUACUCAAGCGGAUACUCAAGUGUAUCUUAGACCGAAGUCUCUUCAGUGGUAUUCAGCUACAAAUUGACACCUCACAUAUAUGUAAGCAUUGGACUGGAUAUUAGAGAGAAAAGAUUAGUCUUGCAGACUAUAGGACAUGCAAAGGUAAGGGAGAAGCACAAUUUAAUACUGGCUCUAAAUCGUGUUCCCUUUGCACUUAGUUUAUCUAACAUCUCUGCAAAUGACAGAACAUAGUAUUUGAGUUAUGGGUUCACACACAAGAUGCGAGUUGAUGUUAUGUCAGCGAUGUGAAGUGCCAUCUAAGUCAGAUAAUUUCAAGGAACAGCAUGUAAAAUUUAAACAUUUGCAUGGCUAUAAUUGCUUUGCUUAUCCAUAUCUAAAAUGACACCUUUUGAAACAAGCAUUUAUUCAUAUAUGUUAAUGAGAUGGUUCACACAGUACAUUGGAACAAUCUGCAUGGUUUCAUUUGAAUUGGGCUGUGGAUCUUCAAAUACCCUGCUUUUUAAGUGCCUAAAUAAAAAGUUUUAUUAUAUCUAAUUACAUCUGCCAAACUCAUUUAAGUAAAAUAGAGAUUGAACUUUGAGGUAAAUGCUGGUAGUAGGAAAGA